Molecule: messenger RNA, 1374 nt
Organism: Fonsecaea erecta
Lineage: Eukaryota; Fungi; Ascomycota; Eurotiomycetes; Chaetothyriales; Herpotrichiellaceae
Exons: 3
Coding region: 1-1374 (457 amino acids)
Source: RefSeq, a predicted model, not a curated record
AUGUCUAGCUCGUUGGAGGCCACACCGCUAACGUUAGCGAGGCCUAAAUCGGACCACUACCAAUCGACCCUGACGAAAAUCAUCAAUCUCACCACUUCUCGAGCAAGGGGCAGGAACAAACGCUCAUAUCUGUUGGUCGAUGGCAGCGAGUUCAUGAAUCCAGCUGAAGAGGUGGACCUGAAUGAAUGGUCCGAAAUCAUCAAGAAGGUUUUCGCAGAUGAAUUUCUGUCAUAUGCAAAACGUCGAGCAGGCCUGGCUUUGUCUCGUCUGCCUCAAUUGCGUCCUUUGGAGUUCUUUGGCACUCGGAGCAUCCGUACACAGCCUCGAGACUUUCUCGCAGCCUUGGUGUAUACCCAUGGGCAACCUUGUUCCCUUCAACAACGUGUUUCUGCACUUCCCACCGACCCCACGCCCACACUCAAGCGCGCAGCUAUAAUGCCCUCUCCCAAUACUUCGGCGGACGCCAUCGAAAACGGCCAUACCACCGAAGACAGUGUUACGCUUCGUAAAGGAGAAAGUGGAGUGUUGUUGACUCCGCGAAGAGGGGCCAAACGUGCCAAAGCCAAUGGCAUCAUUGAAGGCGAGAAUAAGGUGGUUGAUAUGGACAUGCCCGAAGCUGUCAAACUAGAGGUGAAUUUUUCUCCGUCGCAGCUGGACGAAUUCGUUGGGCGUGUCGUCCGACAAAUUCAAGAGUUCGCCGGGAAGCACAAACAGGAUGGCAUGAGUGUGCACUUCAGGACUCGUCCCAUGUUACCGUCAGAAGCUCCUGCUUCGCCUUCCGCAGACCUUCAAGCAGAGCUUGAUUCUCCUGGGCGCAGCAUCGCGGAGCUGCAGGCUCGGCAAGACUCUCUUCGAUGGCGGGUCGCUGAAGAAGAGACUGGAUUACAACAGCAACAACAGCAGCAGCAGCCUCUUCCGGAGAUCUCAUACCCUGCCCAACCGACCUACUUUCCGCCACCGACGGCUUACGGUAGUCCGUAUCCCUUCAUGCCUCAGGCUCAGAUGGCUAGGUAUGGCGAGUUCCGGGAUUACUCUCCCCAUCAGACGGAUCAGUUCCUGAAUGUUCAACCAUCGAACAUUCAGUUAUUCAAUCCUCAACCGUCGACAUCUUCUUUGCCGAGUGUUCAACCAUCGAACAGCCAAUCUUUUGAUUCUCCAUCAACGACAUCCUCUUUCCCGAACAUUAAGCAUUCCCCGGGGAGCCCGCGUCAGCGUCUGCAACCCAGUGGCCAGAAUCGAGGUCAUUUUGAUAUCUGGGAGAUAGAUCAGACGAAAGAGCCAACACCAGAGCGGUUGAGUGCCGGGUCCACCGAUAUAUUGCUUGGACAUUCUUGCCAGUCACAGCACUCAGACGGUUAUCACAUGACUUUGUGA